Pollicipes pollicipes is the source of this 2692-nucleotide messenger RNA. Its product is annotated as glutaminase liver isoform, mitochondrial. The record is from RefSeq and is a predicted model, not a curated record. Gene Ontology annotation, biological process: L-glutamine catabolic process. NCBI's taxonomy places the organism in Eukaryota, Metazoa, Arthropoda, Thecostraca, Pollicipedomorpha, Pollicipedidae. Gene Ontology annotation, molecular function: protein binding; glutaminase activity.
AUGAUGGGUUCACGCAACCCACCCGAGAAGCGCUUUCAGCCGCCUCGCAGCAUCUCCGUGGACGAGCAGGCAGCCGAGACUGACCCCAUCCCACACCGCGCGGACUCCUGUGGCAGCGUGCGGAGCGCCCGGCCGCCGGACACGCGCGGCAAGCUCAAGUGGCAGCUGAGCAGGCAGGAGUCCAUCCUCUGGUCAUCUCUGUUUCUGGACUCGGCUUCAAAUGACAAAUCACCGCAGUCUCUGAGCCAUCAACCAGUCAAGAUGAAUAUCGACAUUGAAUCCAGGCUGCAGCGAAUCAAGCAACAGGGACAAAACCGACACACCCUGUCCCACGUGGAGGACAAGCUGUGCGAGAUGUUCCGCGCCGCGGAUGGCACUGGCAGGGUCAACAUUACUAAAUUUUUGGAGGCUUUGGCCACGGUGGGCCUGCGCCAGACAGACCCGCGCCUCGCCCACAUCAAACGCUCCAUCCUCGCCAUCCAGGCCAGCUGUGCGCGCGACACGCGCUUCUGGUCACACGACGGACUCUGCUUUGACGAGGACGUCUUCAAAGGGAUCAUCAUGGACAACAUCGCUAUUAUCAACAAAGCACUGACAGGUGAACUGGUGAUUCCGCAAUUCCAGGCCUUCUGCGGCCACAUUGAUGAAUUCUACCAGAUUUGCAAGAAAGACGACAGCGGAACGCUGGCGCGAGUGGACAGCUCGCUGUGGGGCGUCUCGCUCUGCACCAUCGACGGACAGCGAUACUCGGUGGGGGAUGUGAACGUGCCCUUCACCAUCCAGUCUGUCAGCAAGCCGAUCGGAUAUGCCAUCGCGUGCGCCGACAACGGGUCCGACUUUGUGCACAAGCACGUUGGAUUGGAGCCCAGUGGCAGGAGUUUCAAUGAACUCUUCCUGGACAACAACUACAAGCCGCACAAUCCGAUGAUCAACUCCGGGGCUAUCAUGGUGUCCACCCUGAUCAAGCCGGAGAUGGACAUCGCCGACCGGUUCGACUACGCCUUCCAAACGUGCAAGAAAAUGGUGGGCGGCGAAUACCUGGGCUUUAACAACGCCGUGUUCCUGUCGGAGCGACAGACGUCUGACAGGAACUUCGCUCUUGCCUACUUCAUGCGGGAGAACAAGUGCUUCCCCAGAAACAUCGACCUAGUCAGUGCACUAGAUUUCUACUUUCAGGAGCUUAUCAAAACGUUCAACUUCCAUCACUUCGACAACGUGUCAGCCAGCACGCAGAAGAUCGACCCGCGCCGCACCUGCGCGGAGAAGCGGGCUGACGUUCUGUACCGGGUGCUGUUCGCCGCGGCCGCCGGCGACCUCACCGCCAUACGCCGCUACUGUCUGAUGGACGUGAGUCUGAACGCCGGGGACUACGACGGCCGGACGGCGCUGCACCUAGCCGCCGCUGAGGGGCACGUGCACGUCGUCGCCUUCCUGCUGGAAAAAUGCGGCGUCAAGGUCAACCCUAAGGAUCGCUGGGGCAACGUGCCAUUGGACGACGCCAAGAUGGGAGGCCACCUCGAGAUCAUUAACUUACUGCGAAGGAAGUAUAAAGAGACCCACGGUAUCUCUUUCGAUGAGAGCGUUCCAAGACCGGAACAUGCCUCUGCGGUGCCAGCGAACACCAGGUGUCCGGCGCGGACCUCGCCCGACAUCAACAUCUCCCCCACCAGCAACCUCGCGCUGUCCGAAAACACUACCACCGAGGCGAAGCUGAACAAUCUGACCCAGCCGAAGCCGGAGCCGGAGCUGGAGCCGGGGACAGAACCGGAACCGCUGUCGGAGCCCACACCGGGAGAAGCGCAGGGGCCGGCGUCGGAGCCAGAGAGAGGCGCGCUACGAAGUCCUGAAACAAAGUCGGAACCAAAGGUGGAGCCAGAGCAAAAGCCAGAGCCGGAGACAGAGCCGGAGACAGAGCCGGGAGAACAGGCGCCGAUCAGAGCGCCCCCGCUGUCGUCCAAUGUUCGCACCGUCAGGUUUAGUGACCGCCGUCUGUAGGUCACUGCGCCGGCAUCGUCAGCAGCACCUGGAGCGGUGCCGGUAGUGCGGCGGUGCCCAUCAGUCGCAGUAACAUGCGGAGAGGCGGCAGCUUCCGGCGUGGCAGUGCCUGUGGUGUCGGUGACUUCCGAUGUAGUGGCGCCAGGCCAAUUGAUGUCCUGAACGGUCCUGGGCGGACGUCCUGAGUUAAGUCCUGGGCGGUGGUGAACGAUCGUCCUGAGCCCUGUUCUCAGCGAGCGCCCUGUGCCAGGUCCUGGGCGGUGGUGAACGAUCGUCCUGAGCCCUGUUCUCAGCGAGCGCCCUGUGCCAGGUCCUGGGCGGUGGUGAACGAUCGUCCUGAGCCCUGUUCUCAGCGAGCGCCCUGUGCCAGGUCCUGGGCGGUGGUGAACGAUCGUCCUGAGCCCUGUUCUCAGCGAGCGCCCUGUGCCAGGUCCUGGGCGAAUAUCCUGAGCAUUCCCGAAGUCCCGAAGAGUCUUCUCGAAACCGAAGCGCCAGGUGUCCACUCCGGAUCCUGUUUCAGCUGGCAGCGGAUGUCGGUUGGGCCAGUGGCAGCAGAAAAUGAGGUACCUGGCCGCAUCAUGACCAUGAGACGGGCAUGAUGUGCAAUACAAAGAAAUCAGAUUUUAAAAAAGUGUGGCGUGUCGUGGUAUGAACAUCGAUGUCUGUAACGCAACCUAAUCAUAAGCAAAGGAAUUAC